Didymodactylos carnosus is the source of this 484-nucleotide messenger RNA. The record is from the annotation of a GenBank genome assembly. NCBI's taxonomy places the organism in Eukaryota, Metazoa, Rotifera, Eurotatoria, Philodinida, Philodinidae.
AUGCUAAUGGUGUUAUCUAAUAUAUUGACUAAAUAUGAAUUAAGAUUAGUUUCGAUUCUUGAUUUUGCUUAUUAUCAUCUAACAACUCAACCAUCACAGUAUAAUCAAGGAAAUUGCACUUGUGAUAAUCCAACAAAAUGUUUCGAAUUAUCAGCAAUAUAUAAUAGUAAUUUUACUAUUGAAUUUCAAAUAUCGGGAUUUUAUUUAGGUUGUUACUUGACGGAUUCAUUAUUACAAUCAACAUUAGAAUGUUUUUAUCCUCAAUGUUUAAAACAAAUACAGUUCUACUAUUCAUCAACAAACUACAAUAUAACACCGUUGAAUUCACCAUUGAAAGUCAUCUCUCUAGUAUGUCUCACGAGGGAAGGUCCCCAAGUGUGAAUCACCGUUUCGAGUGGGAGAUAUCCCAGUUUGUAGAGCUCGACGAGCUGAUUCUAGUGGCAUAAAGCAUUUUUCCCAGUGUUUCUUGAAGACCCAGUUUUCU